UUUAUUAGACCAUAUGCUGUAUGGAGAAAUCUAGAAGGAUCAAAGCCAUUAUUUAGAAAUAGGUGAUAUAUUUGUGAGGCAAACAAACCCUGUUUUGGUAUAAAAUUUUGUAAUGUGUUUAAUAUUUCACAAACUCAAAUAUAUUGAAAAUGAAAAAAAAAAUCAAUAAAUUUAUGUAUAUACUUGUGUAUAUAUUUAUACAGUACAUCAUGAAUAUUGUGGUAUGUCUAUUAAAUUUGUAUGUUUGUUUUUUUUUAUCAAAUAUUUAAUUAAAUUCAGGUUUAUUUGUGGAGCAUGUUUAAUAAUGGAUAUUGUCCUAAAGCAGCUAUACAGAAAUAAAGAGGUUAUUGCCUAUAAGUUCGUUUUUAUAAGUUAAUAUCUAACAAGAGCCAGUGGUGAUUGUGGCAAGGAAAAACUCCCUGAGAUGGUCGGAAGAAACACUUAGAGGAAUCGCUGUAAUUCACCGAAUGUCCAUUCAAAUACCCAGUAUCCUCUACUGCUACCCUAUUUUUCACUUCUGCUAUUUCAUUUUCCUGGGCAUAUCGGUACAAUCAUCGACCGAUGAACAUUACCUGUGUGUACUCUGGGUAUGAGUACAUUUCCUUGGGUGUAGCCUUCGACAGCAAAUAAAACUAACCACUUCAGGGAACACUUUCUUUUUAAAAGUAAAGAGCUUCUACACUACACAAAGCACCAUGGAGGAGAGAUUUCUGGCUUUGAAAAACAGAGUAAUGGCACAUCCACGGCUGAAAAAGGAAAACUUGAAUCCCAAAGCAUGGAUUAACUCAGAGCAUGUUAAAGAUUUCACGGAUUUCGUCCUCCAGAAAGAGCCAGAGGCAGACCGAGAUUUUGAUCAUGUGGAGAUGUUGCUAGAGACCGAAAAAGAAUUCAUGGAAGCAGCAAAAAGAAACGAUGUGGAAACCAUGAAGCUUUUAGGACGGGCUGUGAAUGUUAAUGCUAAAAAUGUGCACAAUCGAACUGCACUUCACUAUGCCGUAGCCUGCAAACAAACAGAAGCUGUUGAUCACCUUCUUAGAAGAAGAGCCAAGCUAGAUUUUCAGGACAAGCAUGGAGUCACUGCUGUUCACCUUGCUGCAUGGUUUGGCAGUUUGGAAAUUCUGAAGCUACUUGUACAGGGUGGAGCGGAUCAGAGGAUUGAGAACAAUGAAGGGAUGAACAUGAUGCACUGUGCUGCUGUAAAUGAUCACAUAGACAUCGUGGCCUAUAUAGUUGAUGACCUUCAAAUGAGAGAACUCGACAAAGAAGACCAGCAUGGAAACAGGCCGUUUGCUGUGGCGGCAGAGCAUGGCUGUGUGAGGAUGCUGCAGAUGCUAAUGGAGGAGCCUUACAAAAUGGCCACCAUGGAGGAAAAUCAGAAAGGAGACACACCUUUACAUCUUGCUGCCAAAAACGGCCAGCUCGGUGCCGUGCAACUGCUGCUUGAUUGCUUUGAGGUCCGCAAUGAGGUCAAUAAUGCUGGUGAAACACCACUGUAUUUAGCUGCUGAUGGAGCUCAUGAGGAUUGUGUUUUGGCCCUGCUAGAAGCUGGUUGUGACCCAAACAUUACUACUACUAACAAGAUUAGCCCUCUCCAUUCUGUUUGUGAAAAGGGCUACAUGCCAGUGGUGAAACUCCUUGUUGAUCAUGGUGCUCAGAUGAAUAUUCAAAACCAACAUUUACAGACACCAUAUCACUUGGCAGUGAAGAACUGUUACACUACAGUGAUCGGAUUUCUGCUGGAAUCUGGGUGUGACACUGAUAUCACAAACCAUCUGGGCCAGACAGCACUCCAUAUAGCAGCAGAACUGGCCAAGGUUGAAGUGAUUGAGGUUAUUCUAAAAGCUGGUGUAAAUAUGGAGAUUAAAGACAGGCAAGGUAAAACAGCCUUGGGAGUGGCAGCGAGAGCUGAUGCAGUGAUUAUUGUAGACAUGAUCAUCAAAGCUGAAAGAUACUUCUGUUGGAAGAAAUCCAAUGCAGAAACUAAUGAAGACCUUCACGAUGAGUUUUUGCUAACAUUUAAACCGGACCACCGUGCUGAGACGAAACAGGUGCGCAACAUGCUGUGGAACAUGGCCUACAAGCUUCUUGGGAAGAACGAGUGGAAGAAGCUGGCAGAGCAUUGGGCCUUUACUGAGGAGCAGAUUGCUGCCAUUGAGGAGCAGUGGACAGGUCCGAACAGUUACCAGGAGCAUGGAAACAGAAUGCUACUCAUUUGGCUCCAUGGAGUGUUAGCUUCUCAGCAAAGCCCUGCCAAGGAACUGUACCAGGGAGUAAUUGCUAUUGGCAAUAUCAAAAUGGCAGAGAAACUAAGGCUGGAGGGAGAGGACAACACUAAACAGAAAUGUGACAUUUCAUGAAGGCAAUGGAAAUUGGAUGUAAAAAAAGAAAUUUUUAUUUUACUCAUCAGAGUCCUAAAAGCAACAGCAAUCCUUAAUUUGACUU
Molecule: messenger RNA, 2442 nt
Organism: Silurus meridionalis
Lineage: Eukaryota; Metazoa; Chordata; Actinopteri; Siluriformes; Siluridae
Gene: ankdd1b
Product: ankyrin repeat and death domain containing 1B
Exons: 15
Coding region: 696-2357 (553 amino acids)
Biological process (GO): signal transduction
Molecular function (GO): protein binding
Source: RefSeq, a predicted model, not a curated record